GGUGAAAGUAGAGUGUCCAAGAUUUGGUUACGAGAAGGUAAGGCACGAGAGUAUCCCCUCAAAAUCCAUGGCGACUUCUCUCAUCUCAUCCCUGUCGACUCCGUCCUCUUCAGCUCGCUAUCUGGCUCCAAUAAACUCUUCCUUCCUUCAUGGCACCAACCUCUCUUACGCUCCGUCUUCUUUCAGAGCUUUAUCAGAGAAGGCUACCACAGCUCGAAGGUGCUUUAUCUCUGCCUCGGCCAAAUCUUUUGACCAUAUUCCAAAGCAGUUCAAGCAAGAAAAUCUUAAAGAUGGGUUGAUGGAUAAUUUUAAGAAUGCACCCCAGUAUCUGUAUGGCCUUUCUCCUUCUCAAAUGGACAUGUUCAUGACAGAAGAUAACCCUGUCCGACGUCAGUCAGAAGCAGUUACAGAGGAUAGCAUCUCAUCUUCCCACAACUAUUUGAAUCAUGGAGGUAUGUGGAGUCUUUCAGGCAUGCACGACAAAGGUCCAUCAAAAUAUAGUAUGAGUGUAAGCAUGUACCGUGGCGGAGGAGCAAGAGGAUAUGGAAGACCCCGUACUGCUCCUCCCGAUUUGCCUUCCUUGUUGUUAGAUGCUCGGAUAUGCUAUUUGGGCAUGCCUAUUGUUCCGGCAGUAACUGAACUUCUUGUUGCUCAAUUUAUGUGGUUGGAUUAUGAUAACCCUGCUAAGCCUAUCUAUUUAUACAUAAAUUCACCUGGGACACAGAAUGAGAAGAUGGAGACUGUUGGAUCUGAAACUGAGGCAUAUGCUAUAGCUGAUAUGAUGUCUUAUGUCAAGUCAGAAGUCUACACGGUGAACUGUGGAAUGGCGUAUGGUCAAGCAGCAAUGCUUCUAUCACUUGGGGCAAAGGGAUAUCGUGCUGUGCAACCUAAUUGCUCCACAAAGUUGUAUCUGCCAAAGGUCAACAGAUCAAGUGGGGCUGUCAUAGAUAUGUGGAUUAAGGCAAAAGAACUGGAUGCAAAUACUGAGUAUUACAUAGAGCUGCUAGCAAAAGGCACUGGUAAAACCAAGGAAGAAAUUGCUAAAGACGUCCAGCGACCCAAAUAUCUACAAUCACAAGAAGCCAUAGAAUAUGGUGUUGCAGACAAAAUAAUCAAUUCACGUGACAUUGCAUUUGAGAAACGGAACUAUGAUGAGAUGCUUGCUCAAUCAAGAGCUACGAGGAGAGCAGGGGGAGGCAGUCCCCAAGCAGCUCCUUCUGGACUUAGGUAGUGACCAAACACAGCAGAGCAAACCAACCAAGAUAUACCAAGCAAAAGAUGCUUGGCCUCGUGUUCUUUUUCUUCCAUAUCUAGUGCCGCGGAGGAACUAGUUAAGUUUGGGGCGUUAUUGAACUUCCUAGCUAUAAGGGCAGACUGUAAUGAUGCCCCAUUUCAUGACCACCAUUAGUCCUUUUAAGCAUUUACAUUAGUGCUGUUAGAUGUGGGUACUUUUUGGCAAGGCUAAUGUUUAAUAUCUUAUCCACAAAGAGACGUGGAGGCUUGUUCCUUCUGCUUGUGAAUAUGCCUAAAAUGAUAGUUAUACUUACCUGAAUUUCGUGACAA
Molecule: messenger RNA, 1563 nt
Organism: Humulus lupulus (European hop)
Lineage: Eukaryota; Viridiplantae; Streptophyta; Magnoliopsida; Rosales; Cannabaceae
Product: ATP-dependent Clp protease proteolytic subunit-related protein 1, chloroplastic
Exons: 9
Coding region: 68-1231 (387 amino acids)
Biological process (GO): protein quality control for misfolded or incompletely synthesized proteins
Cellular component (GO): endopeptidase Clp complex
Molecular function (GO): ATP-dependent peptidase activity; ATPase binding; serine-type endopeptidase activity
Source: RefSeq, a predicted model, not a curated record